Molecule: messenger RNA, 3953 nt
Organism: Larimichthys crocea (large yellow croaker)
Lineage: Eukaryota; Metazoa; Chordata; Actinopteri; Sciaenidae
Gene: evla
Product: Enah/Vasp-like a
Exons: 14
Coding region: 486-2525 (679 amino acids)
Biological process (GO): actin polymerization or depolymerization; positive regulation of actin filament polymerization; protein homotetramerization
Cellular component (GO): cytoskeleton
Molecular function (GO): profilin binding; SH3 domain binding; actin binding
Source: RefSeq, a predicted model, not a curated record
CUGCUGCCUUCCCCUCCUCCUCCCUCCUCCUCCUCCUCCCCUCUUCCCUCGCACGCACUAUUAGCAUUUUCCCCUCAAAUCCUCUCCACCUCACCAAAACACUUCCGAAUGGGAAGAAAAUAUGGCAUGAGGGAGGCGGCGGCUGACGACCACCGUUCACCGUCUUCUACCGAGCGCGAGCCUGAGCGGCUGAACAUGGACUUAAGGAGACGCGGCGGCGCGUGUGGAGCAGAGCAGAGACAACGGAGCACAAAGCGGAUGGGAGACAACGCUCGUGUUUAGCGUUUUGUGCCACACGACCCAUCAUCACCAUCACCAUCAUCAUCUUCAAGGCUGUGAUAUAUCUCUACAGACGCGCACAAGGGGGGGGAAGCUGAUUCAAGCCUCUCCCGAGACUGUGCAUACAGAACAAUAAGCGGACUGGUGGUGCUAAUUCAUCCGCCUCAUCAGUGCCAUCAUCUCCGGUUGGAUAAAAGGCGAGAAAAAUGAGUGAACAGAGUAUCUGCCAGGCGCGGGCCUCUGUGAUGGUCUACGACGAUGCCAGUAAGAAGUGGGUGCCCAUCAAGCCCGGGCAGCAGGGCUUCAGCCGCAUCAACAUCUACCACAACACUGCCAACAACACCUUCAGAGUGGUGGGCGUCAAACUGCAGGACCAGCAGGUGGUGAUCAACUACUCCAUAGUGAAGGGCCUGAAAUACAAUCAGGCAACCCCGACCUUCCAUCAGUGGCGUGACGCCCGUCAGGUCUAUGGGCUGAACUUUGCCAGUAAGGAGGAGGCCACCACCUUCUCCAACGCCAUGCUGUUCGCCCUCAAUGUCCUCAGCUCACCUGACAGUGGAGGUCCAGUCGUCCAGCGCCAAAAUGGGCCCUCCUCGGAGGAAAGCGAAGCUCAGAGGAGGAUGAUGGAGCAACAUCAGAUGCAGGCUCACAAGGAGAGGGAGCGACGAACAUCGGGAUCAGUCGUUUCCACACUCCAAUAUAAAGUCUCCACCCCUCCCAUCCACCCAGACACUCCUCCUGAGUACAGACAGUACAGGGCUAGCACACUGCCACCUUCCUACGUCCGUGUGGCCUCUUCCUCUCCUCCCUCCUCCGCCUCCUCUUCUCCCUCUCAGGAGAAAGAGGCAGGGGUGGCUAGGGACAAGGCCCAGCUCUCCUCCCAGCUCUCCACCUCGCUUGCCUCAGCCUUUUCCCCAGUCCAGGGAGGAGUGACCACCCAGGGCCGACAGGUCCGUCAGAUCCCCCUGUCUCCUCCCUCAGCAGCCCGCCACCUAUACCUUCAACAACAGCUCCAGCAACAAGACAUCAUGCUCCCCCCUAAACACGGCACCUGGUCUGCCUCCCAUUUGCAGCAAAUGUAUGCCCAGUUUCCCCAGUCCUCCUCCCCUCCAGUUAUGAUGGCUAUGCCUGUGAAGCAGGGUAUUCCCCCACAGCCCGUUCUCCCAAUGGCUCACCCCCUCCCGCCAGUGAGCACUAGGAUGAAGCCCCCACCUGUUGACCCGAGCGCCCACCAGUACCCUCAGUAUCAGCCCCACCCUCACUCCAACGGCCAGCCAGACGACUCCUACUCUCCUCACUCCCAGCAUCUGCCACUCACCCCGCAGUACUGCGAGGCUGUCCCCCUGCCUCCUCUGACAGGUCAGGCAGCCCCCGGCCAACAGCCCCAAUAUGCAUCCACCUUCCACCCUCAGCAGCAACAGCAUCCGCAACAACAACAACAACAGCAACAACAGCAGGUGUACUACCAGCAAGCUCAGCCCCCUACCACCACUUCUUCCUCCUCCUCCUCACCCCCCUCUUACACUGCCAUGUCUGACGGGGGCUCGCCCAAGAAGACCCCCUCCCCCAUCCCCCAGCAGGCCCCCAUGGCCAGCAGCAGCCCCCCUGUCUCUGCAGGUCACCCAGCUAUGCUUUCUGUGGCACCUCCUCCAGCUGCAGUUCCAGCACCCAUGGCUGGUCCUCCAGCCCCACCGCCACCACCGGGUCCACCACCCCCAAUGGCAGUGCCCCCACCCAUGCCCCCUCCAUUGCCCACUGGUGGUGGGCCUCCUGGGGGCCCGCCUGGGGUCCAGCACCAACCCUCAGGACUGGCUGCAGCAUUGGCUGGAGCCAAAUUACGUAAAGUACAUAGGGAUGAGAGCAGUCCGCCUGGGUCUGGUGGCAAAAGUGACUCCAACCGGUCUAGUGGUGGUAGUGGUGGCGGUGGGGAGGGACUGAUGCAGGAGAUGAAUGCCUUACUAGCUCGCAGACGGAAAGCUUCAGAGAAACCUGAUGAAGACGACUCUAGUGGUCGACAGCAGAACUCAACAGAUGCUGUGAAGAAGCCAUGGGAACGAUCCAACUCUGCAGACAAGUCCUCACUGGUGUCCAGAGUGAGACCCGUUGGCAGCACUAGUGAAUCAGACACAGAAUUUGACAGGAUGAAACAGGAAAUUCUGGAUGAAGUUGUACGUGAGUUGCAUAAAGUGAAAGAUGAAAUCAUUAACGCCAUCAGACAAGAAAUCGGCAGAAUCAGUACAUCCUAAUCUCAUCUGAGCAACAGUAGGAGGAGAGCGAGAGGAGGAGCUGGAGGAGGAUGGACAUGCAGAUGCACAGACACGAGGACCAGGGGAAUGUUCUCUCAAUGUUUCUGUGACCUCGCGAUGCCACGAAGCAAGUUGCAGAGAUGUUGUGCCAACAUUUGAGUCUGCUGGACAGCGAAAAUGGAAGAAAGAAAAACAGAGAAGAGGAGAAAGUGGGUUUAUGAGACAGCGGAGCAGAGGAAACGGAAAGAUGGAUAAAGAAAGUUUAAAAGGACUGAUGAACUCAAACAGAGGAGGAAAAAUAUACUAAAAGAUGAAUCGAGGGAUGGACGGACAUUCGUGCUGAGUUUGGUGUUGUGGUCCUCUCUGUGCACCUAUAGACUCAGUCAGCCCAGUGUUGCAGCUCUUUGUUCUCUGUUCAGUCCAAGUCUUAAGGAGAAAAUAUUUUUGUUUUCUAAGUUUUUACUGUUUUAUUAUUUAAAAACUGUGGUGAUAAUGAUGAUGCUGUUGAUGACAAUGAGUAUUUUAUUGAUAUUAUAGAAGGAAAAAGGAAUCUUUCACACCAUUUAUGUCAGCCUUUUAUAUUUUCUGUCAUUUUUUUCUUUAGUUUAGCCCUAACUAUUUGAUGAUAACAAGCACAAUAUGGGUAUACUGGUGCUGCAGACUCACCUGCCCUUGACUGGCAUAUAAAAAAAUACAAAUACAAAAAACAGGCUUUUUAUGACCUUGUUCAUACUGGUGUUGUGUGUCUAACCUUUUCUCUGCAGAGAUGUUAAUGUUUGAACCACAAUUAGCCACUGAAAUUUCCUCCACAUCCAAGGCGUAAGACAUUAAAAGUGAGCAAUCGAGUUAAUCAAAUAACACACAAUAACAGUCCACAACUCCAGUGUGACCGAGGCACGUGAUUCUCUCUACUUGUUCAGAUGUGUGAGAUCAUUAAAACUUGGGGAUCAUUCACAAAACAGGCCGAUAACUGUAAAUGUGCCACCUGGUUUUACCUAGAUAUAAAACAAUGUAGUACUAUCUAUUAGUCAUCUAUGCUUUGUGAACCUCCCAAGUAUGCAUGAAACCCCCAUUCUCUAUUAUUUGGUUUAAAAAAAAGGGAAAAAAAUACAAAGGGUGGUACAUUUAUCAUAGUGGGUUGUUUCCAUGAAGAUUCCCCUUUCUAUAUAUGAGAUGUUGAACUUGAUAAUGGUAGCAAUGUGAAAAUAAUUUGACGGGGUUGCUCUGGCAAUAUGCAGAUCUUACCUAGAUAAGAAUGUGCAGAAAGUGAAUGGUAGGCCUUUGUGAUGGUAGCUAAAUGUGUCUUUGCAGGAAGGAUUUGGUUGAAUAUCGGUUGUUGCAUUCUAUCCACUCUGUCCGCUCUCAACUACGUUCUGAUUUAAAAGCUGGAAGUAAAUUCAUUCAAACAAAAACAAUAGACUGUGUCAA